UUCCAGGAAGUCUUGAUAAAUACUCAGGUGUGAGCACUCAGGAUUUGUUGGCAGUCUGGGAGAGAGAAGAGUCCAGAAGCCUUUCAAACAGCUUUUUAAAAAUAUUUUUGUAUUGUGCAUAUUUAUUUUGUCAACGACCAAGUGGUCAAGCGCUGGCCCUGAACUCGAAGCAGUGUAAAUUCAGAUACAUAUCCCAGAUUCAACCAAGGAAUCCUCUUUUAAAGAAGCAUUCUCUACGCCCUAACUGGUUAGUCUUCUCUACACUCUGAUACUACUACCCUGGUGUGACCUGAGGCUCAGCCAACGUCAUGGCUAUCUCUCCCACCGUAACCCUCCACCUGGACGAUGGUGUGGUGCGUGGCCUGGACCUGCAGUCCUGUGCUGUCCAGCUGUGUAAAGGACAUGGUCACUGUGUGGCUCAGGGACAGGCCACCACCUGUGAGUGUAUCCUGGGGUACAGAGGAGAGUUCUGCCAUGAGAGUGUCAAUGAGGCAAUCGGUGUUCCGCUCACCCUGGGGGUAGUGGCCUUUAUCGUUGGCAUCCUCAUCCUCUCCUUCCUCAUUGCGUUCAUCAGGCAGAGGGUCAAGGUCAAAAGGAAAGCUGCAGCCAAGGAUUUUAGUGGUUUAGAGAAAGACAUUCUGUAGCACCAUCAAGGUUUGGUUGACGGUCCAACAUCAGAGCACAUCCCCUUCAUCAGGCUUUAUCCCCGGUAUAAACAAUUAUAUUCUGUAGUACUAUUUAUAUAAACAACUAUUUACUGUAGUACUCUUCAUAUUAACUACAUGCGCUAGUGUUAACUACUAUACCAUAGCACUACUUAUAGAAACAACUAUGCUGUGGUACUAAUAGAAAUCCAUAUAUGGUGGGACGACUCGUAAAAAGUAAGGACUGUUUUUGGCAAUAGCUGUGUUCGAAUACGAACAAACUGUAUACUACAUACUUAAGUGUAUAUUACAUACUAUAUACUGUUUGUUGAUUUUUAGUAUACUGUAAAUGACCGGUAUCCUUUCAGUUGAUUGUACUAGCGCUUCGCCUGUCUAUCUGUAGUUGAUGCUGUUGCUAUGCAACUUGUUAGCAUAGCUAACAAAUUACUAGCUAGACGUUUUACGACUUCAUUGAGAACCCACAACGGCUAUACCACUUAGCUAAGCAAAAAAUAAUCAAGCUAAAAAAUGUUGGGUAGUUAGAUAGCAUAUAGUUAAUAUACUGGCAAGUUUGUAUUAGUAGCUAGCUAACAUAUGGUAUCUACAAGCAACUGCUGUUAUGAUACGCUAUGCAGUUCUAUGCUAACAAACUGUCAGCGAAUGUAACGUAACUUAUUUGAAAAGUCGUUACUCCAGAGUGGUGCAGCAGUCUAAGGCACUGCAUCUCAGUGCUAAAGGUGUCACUACAGACCCCGGUUCGAUUCCAGGCUGUAUCACAACCGAUCGUGAUUAGGAGUCCCAUAGGGCGGCGCACAAUUGGCCCAGGGUCGUUAGGGUUUGGCCGGGGUAGGCCGUCAUUUUAAAUAAGAAUUUGUUCUCAACUGACUUGCCUAGUUAAACCCCAAUAUUAAAGGUUACAUAAAAAUUACAUUUCUCAACAAUUUCCUUCCGUAUGAGCCUGGCCUGACUGGCUUACCUCCUUUAGAGUCUGGUUAGUUGCCUGACUGUUAGUGUUAUCUGACUCAGGCCAAUGAUUGAAAGACACACCUAAGGAGUGGAAACAUUUAACACAUUUUCUCCAAAACAUGAUAGGAAUUUCAACGCUGGUAAACCAGUCAGUCCGACAGUGUUUUUCAUUUGCAACAAAGCAUCCGCUGGGGAUUGAGGUUUGAAAAUAAACACUGUUCUAUACAGGCUGUAGUGUUCGUCAAAACAGGUUUCGUCUUGCAUACUUAGGAUUGCAUGACUAUCCCUAUUGUGCUGCUGAGUGCCUUAGAUCAAAGUGAAUUUUACUGUCCAACAUCAGAGCUUGGCUUUUUCAUUGGCUCCACCCCUGGUACAUAUAUAAAUAACUAUAUACUGUAGUACUCUUCAUAUAAACAACUAUAUACUUAAGUACUCUUCAUGUAAACUAUAUAUUGUAGUACUAUUCAUAUAAACUAAAUAAUUAUAUACACGACUACUGUAUACAAUAUACUGAAGUACUAUUCAUAUAAACAACUAUAUACUAUAGUACUUUUAAUACGAGCAACUAAAUACUUUAGUACUAUUUAUAUUACCAACUAUAUACUGUAGUACUAUUCAUAUAAACUACAUGCGCUAGUACUACGAGUGUUAACUACUAUACAAUAGGACUUCUUAUAUAAAUAAAUAUGCUGUGGUACUAAUAGAAAACCACAUGGUGUGACUACUUGUAUAAAGGACUGUUUUUUUUGGUUACGUCUUUAUACUGACUAACUUUUUUUCUGAGAAACCAAAGCCUCGACGAGCAGCAGCUUUUCUCACACUGAUCCUGGUCUGUCUAGUUUAUAUGGUGAUACAUGCUGUUAUGACUGAUUAGUGUGGUAAUGCACUCUGUUGCCUAACUUGUUUGUGUUUGUUGCCUGACUUGUUUGUGCUGCUUGUGGCUGUGUUGCCUGACUGGUUUGUGUUGCUUGUGGUUUGUGUUAACACUCAGUCAGGCAACACAUAAUCAGUUAUCUCUGACUCAUGAGUGAUUAAUAGACCUAAGCAAUGGCAACAUUCAGUUGCUCCAAAACCUGACAGGAAUUCCAACUGAGCUUUUCAUUGGCCACAAAGGUUGGAAAAUAUACACUGUAUACAAGUCUGAUCCCCUCGCUGAUAUUAUUUUCUCUUGUAACUGAACUCAAGUGAGUUUGUCUUAAUUUCAAGCUGCUCCAGUCUCUCCCUCUAGAGGUUGGUGAGAACAUAAUGGAGGCCUGUCCAGUCAUGGACCUUCGGCUCAUACAACCGCCUUGUUAAUUCCAUGUAGAUAAAAUGCUAUUAUGUUCUUGAAUAAUUAUUGUAAACGCAUUGCAAAAAGUUUUUUUUUAAGCUUUGUUCUUGUAUCUGAAUUUUGGAUAUGCUUAAACCUGGGCAAAUUCACAUUAAAACACUGUUUACUUCUGUGUGA
Molecule: messenger RNA, 3057 nt
Organism: Oncorhynchus masou masou (cherry salmon)
Lineage: Eukaryota; Metazoa; Chordata; Actinopteri; Salmoniformes; Salmonidae
Product: zonadhesin-like
Exons: 5
Coding region: 309-644 (111 amino acids)
Source: RefSeq, a predicted model, not a curated record